AUGGUGGAGGGUGAAAGGAUAGCAGCCCCGGCUAGAUGUAGUAGUCCCAGAGUUAAUGAUCCCAGGUCAGUUUAUAUUAUACAGGAAGUAUUAUUAAAGAGAUGGAGUAGUCCCAGAGUUAAUGAUCCCAGGUCAGUUUAUAUUAUACAGGAAGUAUUAUUAAAGAGAUGUAGUAGUCCCAGAGUUAAUGAUCCCAGGUCAGUUUAUAUUAUACAGGAAGUAUUACUAAAGAGAUGUAGUUGUCCCAGAGUUAAUGAUCCCAGGUCAGUUUAUAUUAUACAGGAAGUAUUAUUAAAGAGAUGUAGUAGUCCCAGAGUUAAUGAUCCCAGGUCAGUUUAUAUUAUACAGGAAGUAUUACUAAAGAGAUGUAGUUGUCCCAGAGUUAAUGAUCCUAGGUCAGUUUAUAUUAUACAGGAAGUAUUAUUAAAGAGAUGUAGUUGUCCCAGAGUUAAUGAUCCUAGGUCAGUUUAUAUUAUACAGGAAGUAUUAUUAAAGAGAUGUAGUUGUCCCAGAGUUAAUGAUCCCAGGUCAGUUUAUAUUAUACAGGAAGUAUUAUUAAAGAGAUGUAGUAGUCCCAGAGUUAAUGAUCCCAGGUCAGUUUAUAUUAUACAGGAAGUAUUAUUAAAGAGAUGGAGUAGUCCCAGAGUUAAUGAUCCCAGGUCAGUUUAUAUUAUACAGGAAGUAUUAUUAAAGAGAUGUAGUAGUCCCAGAGUUAAUGAUCCUAGGUCAGUUUAUAUUAUACAGGAAGUAUUAUUAAAGAGAUGGAGUAGUCCCAGAGUUAAUGAUCCCAGGUCAGUUUAUAUUAUACAGGAAGUAUUAUUAAAGAGAUGUAGUAGUCCCAGAGUUAAUGAUCCCAGGUCAGUUUAUAUUAUACAGGAAGUAUUAUUAAAGAGAUGUAGUAGUCCCAGAGUUAAUGAUCCCAGGUCAGUUUAUGCCAACCCCCAGUCAUCGCCACCUCACCUGCUCUUAAGAUAAACUUCGGUCCGACUGGGAGCCCAAGGCUGGUUCGGAGACACAACUAGAGAAACUAUUAUAUAAUUGUGAUGAACCGAGAGAAUAUUAGGGAAGCACUGUGAUUCAUUAAUCAUAUGCUGCCUUCCCUGCUCCUCUCUUCUUACCUCUUUGUCUUUUACACCUCUUUACACCUCUUCUUUCUUCCUCGGUUUUUAUAAUGAACACCAGAUGUGCAUUGAAGUACAGAUUGAACUUGUAUUUAUAAUAUAUUACAAUUAUAAUAUUUAUAAUGCAUGUAUUAUGUAUUUAUAACCCUUGGAUAAUGAACUUCUUUCAAUAAAGCGUUUCACAUUCUA
Molecule: messenger RNA, 1310 nt
Organism: Oncorhynchus keta (chum salmon)
Lineage: Eukaryota; Metazoa; Chordata; Actinopteri; Salmoniformes; Salmonidae
Exons: 3
Coding region: 1-975 (324 amino acids)
Source: RefSeq, a predicted model, not a curated record